Diospyros lotus (date-plum) is the source of this 438-nucleotide messenger RNA. RefSeq lists its product as uncharacterized. The transcript has a single exon. The record is from RefSeq and is a predicted model, not a curated record. Bases 1 to 438 code for a protein of 145 amino acids. NCBI's taxonomy places the organism in Eukaryota, Viridiplantae, Streptophyta, Magnoliopsida, Ericales, Ebenaceae.
AUGAAGGCAGCUCAAGAUAGGCAGAAGAGUUACGUGGAUCAGAAACAGCGUGACUUGAAAUUUUCUAUGGGAGAUCAUGUAUGGCUGAGGGUAAUGCCCAUGAAAGGCGUGCGUCGAUUUGGGAUGUCAGGGAAACUCAGUCAUAGGUAUAUUAGGCCUUUUGAGAUUCUAGAGCGGGUUAGCUCCUUGGCAUACAGGUUGGCCUUGCCACCUCAGUUAGUCGGCGUUUAUAACGUCUUCCAUGUGUCCCUGUUGAGGAAGUACAUGCCGAAUCCGCAGCAUAUCAUUGAUUAUCAGACCAAUAAGGUCGAGGAGGAUAUUACAUAUGAGGAAAUGUUGGUUAGCAUUUUGGAGCAGAAGGAAAGCGUAUUGAGGAAUAGGUCGAUUCCACUCAUUAAAGUCAAAUGGCAACGUCAUUCUCCAGAUAAGCCUACUUGA